Messenger RNA from Arabis nemorensis, 786 nucleotides. NCBI's taxonomy places the organism in Eukaryota, Viridiplantae, Streptophyta, Magnoliopsida, Brassicales, Brassicaceae. The record is from the annotation of a GenBank genome assembly.
AUGAGUAAUCACAAUCACAUGGUUGUAUAUGUCGAUGGAUUGAUGCGUCCGGUCCCGUUAACUCCGGUGCCGGAGCCGAGGGUGGAGGAUAAGGCAAUUGAUAUCUACGACGGAGAUACCACGGAGGAGGAAGAGGGUUCGCUGAUUUGGUCGGCGGAGUGUCGUAUUUGUCAAGAGGAGUCUGCUAUUAAGAAUCUCGAGAGUCCAUGUGCUUGCAAUGGAAGCCUAAAGUAUGCUCAUAGGAAAUGUGUUCAACAUUGGUGUAAUGAAAAGGGAAACACAAUAUGCGAGAUCUGUCAUCAGCCAUACCAAGCUGGAUAUACCUCUCCACCACCUCCACUUCAAUCUGAAGAAACUACUAUUGACAUUGGGGGAGGAUGGACAAUCUCAGGGUUGGAUUUACAUGAUCCACGACUCCUGGCAAUCGCAGAAGCUGAACGCCAGAUUUUAGAGUCGGAGUAUGAAGAUUAUACAGCUCCAGAUACCAGUCUAGCUGCAUUUUUCCGCAUAUCUGCUCUAAUAAUGAUGACUCUUCUAUUGCGAUGCGCACUGACUAUACCAGAUUAUGCAGAUGGCGAAGAUGAGGACACUUCUUCAAUACUUUCUCUUUUCUUACUCAGAGCUGCCAGUUUUCUUCUUCCUUGCUACAUCAUGGCAUCAGCCAUAAGUAUCUUGCAUCGGCGAAGACAAAGACAGGAAGCAGCGGCUUUGGCCACCCGGUUUGCCUUGGUACUCGGCUCAAAUCAACCUAGAGCCGUGAUAAAUUAUUUGUCGAUGGAGCCCUGA